This is a messenger RNA of Scleropages formosus (Asian bonytongue), 1605 nucleotides long. It is a transcript of the gene tbata, whose product is annotated as thymus, brain and testes associated. NCBI's taxonomy places the organism in Eukaryota, Metazoa, Chordata, Actinopteri, Osteoglossiformes, Osteoglossidae. The transcript has 9 exons. The coding region runs from base 302 to 1324 and encodes 340 amino acids. The record is from RefSeq and is a predicted model, not a curated record.
UUUAAAUUAGAAAUUGCAACAAUGUGGCUUUAAUGCUACAUUUUCAAAGUUCCAAUUCAGAUUAAAGAUAACAAAUAUCAUUUGAAAUUAUAGGUUGUUUACUGAAUGAAAUCUAGUCUUAAUCACUAACUUUUGACACAGCCACACUGCAUUAAAUAAAGGAAUUAUAACACUGAGUCCAUUGUACAAAGAUGCUUUUCUGUGUGUGUGUGUGUUCGGUAUCCUAGCAACUCCGAAAACACUGGAUCCGAAGAACUGCUCAAAGUCUCACCACUCAUUGAAGCUUUGAGAGUAAGGAGCCAUGGAGCAGUCGGAGAAAAAAGACACGAAGGCUCCUGAAGAUCUCGCCCUUUCGACCUUUCGCUUCCGGGAUCCCCUUAAAAACAAGAAGGGCUCAGAAGACGCAUUGUUCCGUAACCCUUUGCCAUUCAUUGUGGGGGGGGCAAGACUGCCCACAAGGGGGGGUCUUCGAUUUGGCACAUUGAGCCACCAUUCCUUCUUCUCCAGACACAACCCCCACCCGAACAGAGUGACACACAUCCAAGGUCUCAACGGAAGCCCCGUAUGCACAGUAAAUGAUGACUGGGGGGGUUCUGUGCCAUUACCGCCUCACCCUUUCAUAAAGAGCCCAGUGCCCUGGACAUUCAGUGGAAAAUCUGACACUUACAUACCGGUACCUUACUGCGGUACAAACUUCAGAGCAGCUCCGCUGUCAGAAACCUGGAGGGAAGAACUCAGAGAUCUAGCAGCUAAAGUGAGCUUGGCGGCCUCGGGGGGAAAGGAGAAAAAGGCGAAGGAACAUGAGCGAAGAGACAGCGCCAGGGAGACGCAGUACUCGGCCCGGACGGGACGCAUCGUGCCCCCCUCCUCGCAGACGUCCCGCAGCCGCUGCAGCCAGGCCUCGCUGAGACACAGCAGGACCCGAGGACGCACUCCCUCCCAGGGCCUCGUUUACGACCAGGAGCUCUUGGUGCUGGAGCUCCUGUGUCAGGUGCUGCAGACGGACUCCUUAUCUCAAGUGCAGCAGUGGCUCCUGUUUGCCGAUGCGAGAGAGAAAGACCUUGUGAUGGGACUCCUCCAGCAAGCCUUGGACCCCAGCGUGUUUCACGAGCUUCGAGGCCUUGACCAGAAAGAGAGCGUGGCCCCGCGAGCGCACACCCUCCCUGCCGGACCGCCUGGGAGAGAAGACGCACCCUGCGGCUCUUGCAAGGCACGAGGAAGCAGCAAAGACGUGGAAAAACCAGAGAUGAUUGGAACAGCGGAGGUCCUUCGGGUCCAUUCAGAGGGAACCGCAUCUCUUGAGAAAAACAGCAUGUGUAAUUAGUCAAGAGAACAGUCCUAGUUUAUAACUGUUUAGAGCUUGAGGAAUGAGCUCGAUCAUUGCUUGGGAUUUGGUUGAAAUUUUCAAUUUUUUUUAUUAAAAAUAAUCGAAAAAUCCGAGGCAUUGGUAAUUUAAGAUAUGGUAUUAGGAUGUGUCUUACAGCAUUCAUUAAACUCCGGUUGUGUUCGGUAGGGCAGUUCACAAGAAAGUGUUUUGCAAAAACAAAAUCAUUGUGCAAAGCUCAUAUUUAUUCCAUGAUUGCUUUUGUUAAACACAAUAAAGAA